AUGACAUCAAGAAUCAAGUCACAAGAAGCCCCAAGCAAUGUCUCCGGCUCAUUGUCCCCAUCACCAUCGCCAACAAUCAUGCCACAGCCACCUGCUGUCGAGGAGCCGUAUUGCAUUUUCGAUACCCUUUCCGGCUUUGCCUCAAACAUAUACUUCCCAGCUCUGCCAACCAUUGCCCAAGACCUCAAUGUUUCGGUGGAACUCGUCAAUCUGACCGUCACGUCGUAUCUCAUAUUCCAGGGCAUAGCCCCAAGCCUCUGGGGUCCCCUGUCCGAUGUCAAGGGCCGGCGCACCGCAUACUGCUGCACAUUCGUCGUCUUCAUCGGGGCAUGUAUUGGCCUAGCCGAGACGAAAAAUUACGCGACGCUGCUGGUCCUGAGGUGUCUGCAGAGCACGGGCAGCGCGAGCACCAUCGCAAUAGGCUCGGGUGUGAUUGGGGAUGUCACCACCCGAGCUGAGCGUGGGGGCCUCAUGGGCAUUUUCCAGGCCGGUCUGCUUGUGCCUGUUGCCGUCGGCCCCAUUAUCGGUGGCGCCUUGGCAGGAUCUCUUGGCUGGAGGUCCAUAUUCCUAUUCUUGACUAUCUACGGCGCAGUUUUCCUGGCUGCUUUGAUCGUGCUCCUGCCCGAGACCUUGAGAUCAAUCGUUGGCAAUAGAGGCGGCAUGUCGCCAAAUUUGUUGGUCAAAUAUCCCUUGACGGCAUAUCAAAAGCUCACCAAAUUGCCAUGGAACCCGGAUGUGGUCGGCCCGCCUCCGCCCGCAAAGCAAAUCGACUGGACCGGCCCAUUUCACAUACUCUUCAGCAAACUCGCAGCCCCGAUCAUCGUGUUCCUGGCUAUUUACUACGCCGUCUGGCAGAUGAGUAUCACCGCGCUGUCCUCCCUCUUCACAGAGCGCUACGGCCUCGACGAGACUCAAGUCGGGCUGACCUUCAUCGCCAACGGAAUCGGUUCGAUGAUCGGUACCCUGAUCACCGGCCGCAUCCUCGACAUGAACUACCGGCGUGUCAAGGCCAGCCAUAAGUCCCGAUCACAUCAAGCCGAUGCUGAGAUGGGCGUAGGUCAAGGCCAGCCGCUAGACGCUUUUCCUCAAGAGGAGGCGCCCCUCGAGGCGGCACGCCUCCGCCUGGUCCCUGUGUUUGCCAUUGUCCAGUGUGUGUCCAUCCUCGGGUAUGGCUGGUCCGUCCACUACGCACCGCGGGUCCACAUCGCCGUCCCCAUCAUAACUACCUUCAUCACCGGCUGGACCGCCGUCUCCACGCAGUCCAUCGUCAUGACAUAUCUCGUCGACAUCUUCUCCGACCGGAGCGCCGCCGCUAGCGCUAGCCUCAACCUUGCCCGGUGUCUCUUUGCUGCUGGCGGCACGAGCUUUGUUAUGCCCAUGGUCAACGGCAUCGGGGCCGGGUUGGCGUUCACAAUCUGUGUUAUUGUGCAGAUGCUCGCGCUUUCCGGGGUCGCUCUUACGUGGAGAUUUGGCGCGAGGUGGAGGCAGGAAAAAGAAGAUCAGAGGAUAAAGCUGCAGGGGACCAGUAAAUGA
Diaporthe amygdali is the source of this 1533-nucleotide messenger RNA. Its product is annotated as Quinidine resistance protein 1. Gene Ontology annotation, biological process: transmembrane transport. Bases 1 to 1533 code for a protein of 510 amino acids. The record is from RefSeq and is a predicted model, not a curated record. NCBI's taxonomy places the organism in Eukaryota, Fungi, Ascomycota, Sordariomycetes, Diaporthales, Diaporthaceae. Gene Ontology annotation, molecular function: transmembrane transporter activity. The transcript has 2 exons.